Molecule: messenger RNA, 1017 nt
Organism: Capronia coronata CBS 617.96
Lineage: Eukaryota; Fungi; Ascomycota; Eurotiomycetes; Chaetothyriales; Herpotrichiellaceae
Exons: 1
Coding region: 1-1017 (338 amino acids)
Molecular function (GO): methyltransferase activity
Source: RefSeq, a predicted model, not a curated record
AUGGGCUCAUAUGACGAAAGGGGCGAGCUGCCAGCGGUCGAUGUUAUUGACAUCCAAUCAGACGCCGAGAAGACAUCAUUGUCCAAAGACACGGAGGAGUCGUUGAAAGCACAGCCCCCCAGCUUCUCCUCCCUCCUGCUCUGGGAUGAACAGGGAUUGAAACGCUUCGAAGCCAUCACAUAUAUAGACGAGUACUACCCUACCAAUUGCGAAAUCGAGCUUCUUCAGCAGCACAGUCACGAAAUAGCACAGAAGAUCGAAGCCAACUCUGUCAUUGUUGAAUUGGGCAGUGGAUGUCUUCGAAAGAUCAAGAUCCUGCUCCAGGCGCUGGACGACCUCAACAAGCCUGUUGACUAUUACGCCCUGGAUCUUUCCCGUUCAGAACUGGAGCGAACACUUCAAUCUGUAUGUCCAGGCACUUUCAAACAUGUAAAAUGGCACGGCCUCCUCGGCACAUAUGACGACGGAUUGAAGUGGUUACAGAGGCCAGAAAACGCUUCCAGGCCCAGAGCUGUCCUCUCAUUGGGCUCGACUCUUGGAAGCUUUACCCGCCCCGAAGCCGCCGACUUCCUGACCGGUUUUGUCGAUGCUCUGAACCAUGGGACAUCCAGAAGCGAGCCUGUGCUCAUCAUCGGCUUGGAUGGUUGUAAGAAUGGCGACAAGGUAUGGCAUGCAUACAACGACUCAGGAAAUCGAAACGACCAAUUCAUCAGAAAUGUACUAGAUUCUGCAAAUCGCAUUCUCGGCAAGGAUAUAUUUCGUCAGGAGGAAUGGGAGAGGCGUGGAGAGUGGAACGACAACUUCGGCAGACACGAACAGUAUCUUGUCCCAAGGAGAGAUGUUGAGUUCCAAGGUCGUUACUUGAAGGCAGGGGAGAAGAUCUUUGUGGUUUCCAGCCAUAAAUACGACAGCGAAGAGCGACGACAGUUGUGGCAAGGUGCAGACCUCGCCGAACUCAAGGGAUGGAGGACACCCGAGCAAGACUAUGGUGAGUUCGGUUCCAUAAUAGAUGUCUGA